AUGCUUUUGAGAACGCUGCCACGAGCAGCAUUACGUUGCUCUCUCAAAUCUUCAAUCCGAUCAAUCUCAACACUACAAUCAAAUUCUCAUAUUUAUGCCAUCCCCUCACCAUCCUCGCCCAACUCCCACAUAUUAUCGUUUCUCCCUACGAACCCACCCACAAACUCCCUCGCAAUUGGCACCACCACUACCCUCCCCCCUACCCCGGCCUCAGUCACCGAGAACCCCAAUUUCUUGCGCAUCCUGUACGAUGUCCUACGCUUGCACGCUACAUCCGACCCUUAUGUACAAGGACAAGCUGCGGCGUUUGCCUCGUCAUCAGGCUCGGCGUUAGGAUCUGGCGGCAUGUUCUUCCCACAGCAGCAGCAACAGCAGCGUAGACGUGGAGCGGGUGGAGGAACUGGCCAGGAAGCCGCGAAGAGAGGGCCAGCGGGCGAUGGUGCUGGGGGUGCUAGUUCGCAAGGGGGAGCUGGAGGAGGCGGAAGAGGAGGCUGGGUGCAUGUUAGUGAUCUGAGGGCACCGCCUGAUUAUGGGAGGAUUGCGUGGCCGGAGGAUAUCUUUGGGAGCUUGGAGGUUGAUGGACGGGGCGAGUUCGUGGAGGGCGAAGGGGGAGUAAGGGGAAAUUGGCAGGAAAGUGGGAGUUAUAGGGUUGUCACUAGGGAGGGCAUAUUGGGAUUGAGUGAUUUCUUGAGGGGAAAGCUGAUCGAAAGGCUACGGGAAGAAGAGAAGAUAGCCACGAGAUGA
Drepanopeziza brunnea f. sp. 'multigermtubi' MB_m1 is the source of this 744-nucleotide messenger RNA. RefSeq lists its product as uncharacterized. NCBI's taxonomy places the organism in Eukaryota, Fungi, Ascomycota, Leotiomycetes, Helotiales, Drepanopezizaceae. The record is from RefSeq and is a predicted model, not a curated record.